Haliaeetus leucocephalus (bald eagle) is the source of this 2395-nucleotide messenger RNA. It is a transcript of the gene RNF169, whose product is annotated as ring finger protein 169. Gene Ontology annotation, molecular function: ubiquitin-protein transferase activity; nucleosome binding. Gene Ontology annotation, cellular component: site of double-strand break; nucleus. The transcript has 6 exons. The record is from RefSeq and is a predicted model, not a curated record. Lineage: Eukaryota; Metazoa; Chordata; Aves; Accipitriformes; Accipitridae. Bases 216 to 1718 code for a protein of 500 amino acids. Gene Ontology annotation, biological process: double-strand break repair.
AGGCCCGACCCGAGCCCGCCGCGACGACGGCCGCCGGAGGAGGCGGGGAGCAGCGGCCGCCGGACCAAGACUUCAUAUUCAGAGCACCCAUUAAAUUAAGCAAACCAGGGGAACUCCGAGAAGAAUAUGAAAGCCAGCUAAGGAAGCUGAGAGAAGAAAAACUACAAGAAGAAAAAGCUUCCGAGGAUCUGAUUCACAAGUUCAUUCUAGAUGACAUGGAAGUAGGAAAAAGAAAAAUGGAAGAACAGCAGAAAAAAGAUGAACCUUUAAUGCUUAAAGUGAACCAAGAGUGUUUUCCUGAGCGUCUCUCAGAUUCAGAGAAUGAAGAACCAUUCCAGGGCAAGCAAACACAUCGGUCGGCUUUUGUUUCCAAGACCAGUGCCUACUCCUUUGCUUUCCUUUCAGGGAACCUAACCGCCAAGGUGGAAAGGAGUCGGAGCUGCAAUGACACCAUUCAGGAGAGAUCAAAGAGCAGGCAGAGAUCAGUCCCAGCCAACAAAACAAAGGUGCCACCCGUCACCAGCACGUCAACGCCACUGGUUGGAGUUUUGUCGUCCACCCAGAACAACCGCUGCCUCUCCGCCCCAGACCUGACGGCAGAGAAGCGCCUGGUUCUCAACCCCGUUUCGUCCCUCUCAGCCCUGCACAAGCCGGAGCGAUCCAUCAGCCCCGAAAGCAAUGACAGCAUCUCGGAAGAGCUCAACCACUUCAAGCCUAUCGUCUGCUCCCCAUGCACUCCUCCAAAGAGGCUUCCUGAUGGCAGAGUCCUGAGCCCUCUCAUUAUCAAGUCUACCCCGAGAAACCUGAACCGGAGCUUGCAGAAGCCGACCACCUACGAGGCCAGUCCUAGAAUACUGAAAAAAUGGGAGCAGAUAUUUCAGGAGCGCCAGAUCAAAAAGACUCUGUCUAAAGCAACCCUUACGUCCUUGGCUUCGGAGCCCGGAGAAGACGUUAUAGUUCCUGACAUCACCAACUCCAGCACUUGCACUAAAGAGCAGCCACAAAUACAGGAUGAUCACCUUCCACCUGACACAACAGGAGACCCUCGCCCUGAGCUGGAUUUCUUUCCUUCCAUCAGUGAAACGAAGCUGGGAAGAGGGAUUGAGAAGAACAGAGAUUCACAGGCCUUAACAACAGAUGACAGUGCUGCCGAACCAGAUGCGAGAUCAAAUGUCACCUCCGUAAACACACGAGUGUCCGAAGUCCCUGACCUAAAGGUGAACACGUUCAUGGACAAAUCCUGUCUUAGUCUUGGCCCAAAAAUGCUGAGCAGAAGACUCAUGGGUGUCAGUGCAUCGCUGCCUGACAACAGUGCACUAGGAGUCCCCAUCAAGCCAUCGGGAAAAAAGCAGCUGAAAUACCUGAACAAAAGCGAAUUGAUCAGCGUGCAGAACAGCACCUGCAAUUCUGUUGAGAACAUCAUUGGGGAACAGCCCCCGUCGCUGAGACGGGGCCGAAAGAGACGCUGCAAAACAAAGCACUUGGAGCACAAUGGCUCCGUCAAAAGACUGAGGCACGUGGCAGGGGAGGUGGGCUUGCCUCCGGAGGAUCGCUUGGUACGGGAGAUGGAGCAGAAGCUCCAGCAAGAGGAGGAGGACAGGAGGUUGGCCCUGCAUCUGCAGCGGAUUUUCGACAGCGAAAACAGGACAGUGGAUAGGCGGAAAGUCAGAGUCGAUCGGUAUCUGCUGCGGUCAAAGAGCACUCUGGGUGCUAAGUAGCACUGUUGGACAAUGUUGCCUUUCUAGAGGACGAUGAGGUUUAUCAGAUUAUCUUAUAGGAAAACUAUUUUUUGUCAUACUUCCACCCACAACAAUUGUUUUUUGGUUUUGGUGGUAAGACACAUGUAGGUCCAGUUCAGAGAGAAGCCAGAGUCCUUUCAGAUUAAAAAAAAAAAAAAAAAGAGAGAGAAAAAAAUCCUCCAGCUUUCUGGUCCAUUGGUCUGAAAGAAGUGUCCGUCGUCCUUGUGAAUACACUGCAAUGCCUCUACAUGCAGUUGGUGACAUUUGGGUUCCCCAGCUAGGAGGGUUGUGUGAGCAGCACAUGGGGCAUGGGGUAAGGACCUUGGCUGUUCCUUGCCUUGCUGCUUCAGUAAGCCAAGAGAAAUCAGAGCUCUGCUCAUGGAGAGGAAAGUAGGCUUUUUCUGUCAUCUCUGCCUGCCCCAUUUUCUUCCUUACGCUGCAGUUGGCUGUGGUGGUCAGACCGUUACCGACGUCAGCGUGUUCGAAUGACCUGACUUGAGCGCUGUUGGGGAGGGAGGCUGAUCCUUAUUUCUGCUAGGAAGUACCAAAUAGAUCCACCUAUAGUACUUAUAAAUGAAUGUAUCUCACUGUCUGCACCGGCAGUACAGAUCAUAGGUUACUUUCUUUAAGUAGAAGGCCAAAUGCAGUGAAGAAAG